CAAUCAAUCUCAAUCUAUUUCGUUCCUCGUCUAUUCUAGCGCAGAUUGCAUAUUUCUUACCCUCCCCAUCCGGAGUGCCAUGUGAUGUUCCAGCGAAUCGCAGCGUGCUGUUUCCUCAGCCGGCCCUUUACUUUGGAAUAGCCUGGCUGGGGUAUGGGGUAACGGCGAUCCUGGUUCCUGGAGAGGUGCAGCGAGCCUCCGCGAGGGCUGUCACGACCCGUCGUGGCGCGUGAGAUGUACUCCACACCCAAGGCGCUUUUCGAGUCCGGGGUAAAGCAAAAUGUAUAUAACGGAGGACGUGGGACGGCAUGGGUCCGGCCAGUGGCCAUUGACUGCUCUGCUCCCCUUGGUAUCCCGCCCAGCCUGUACUGCUUUCGCGGCGCCAAUACUUCAAGAUGAAGGGUUUCACCGCUUUCAAAGCAGCUUCGCUGCUGUCCGCUCUUUCCAUCCCGGCGGCUUUUGCCCAGGACUCAUUCACACAUGCUGGCACUGGAAUUACUUUCUUCCGUCAGACCAUCUCCACCGCUGAGACUAGUGGCGGCCUGGAGUGGGGUUACGCUCUUCCUGCGACCGGCUCAGGCAAUGCUGAAUACAUCGGUUAUAUCAAAGGCUCUACACCGAGCGGGGCAGGAUGGAGUGGUAUAAGUCACGCAGGCGGCAUGGCCAACUCUCUCUUACUUGUCGCCUCGCCCGAUGGUACCAACGUGAAGACUCAAUUUGUCUGGGCAGGAGGAUACUCCGCCCCCGAAGACUACACCGGCAACGCUACGAUUACACAAAUUGCGCACACCGUUAGCGCUGACAGCUUUGAGGUGAUCUACCGAUGUGAAUGGUGCUGGGUCUGGGAUCAGAAGGGUGCAACUGGCUCACAGAUUCCCGAUGAGGUCCAAGUCAUCGGAUGGGCCCAGCACAAGGCUCUUCCCUCCAACCCAUGGGUUCAGCACAACAAUGGGCAGGGUAUUUUCGGUAUCUCAGUUGCAGACGCUAGAAACGCCAAAUACUCCAGUUGGAUACCAGGCGGCACUCCCACAGGCACGCCCACUACCACACCCACUGCCACCUCGUCUCCUACAUCCUCGGCUCCUGCUGGCCCGACAAGCUGCGCUGGUAAGCCCGCUCCAACUGAAGCAUAUGACUACAUUGUUGUGGGCGCUGGCGCUGGAGGUAUCCCGGUUGCCGACAGACUUUCCGAGGCUGGCAAGAAGGUUCUCCUCAUCGAGAAGGGCCCGCCAUCUCUGGCCCGCUUCGGUGGAACCAUGAAGCCUGACUGGCUCAAGGACUACCAGCUGACUCGAUUUGACGUUCCCGGUCUUUGCAACCAGAUCUGGGUCGACUCUGCCGGUAUUGCAUGCACGGACACUGAUCAGAUGGCCGGAUGCGUCCUCGGUGGGGGAACUGCUGUCAACGCUGCUCUUUGGUGGAAGCCUGUUGCGAUCGACUGGGACACCAACUUCCCCGCGGGCUGGAAGUCGGCUGACAUCAAGUCUUCUGUGGAUGCUGUAUUCAAGCGCAUCCCGGGCACGGAUACUCCUUCGUCAGAUGGCAAGCGCUACAAGCAGGAAGGCUUCAACGUGCUUGCUACGGCCUUCGCCGCGGAUGGCUGGAAGCAGGUUACUGCCAAUAGUGUUCCCGACCAGAAGAACCGUGUCUUUUCGCACUCGCCGUUCAUGUACGAAGGUGGCCAGAGGCAAGGACCCUUGGGAACUUACCUCGUCACCGCUCUCCAGAGAUCCAACUUCAAGCUGCUUACCAACACCGCUGUCAGGCGUGUUGUUCGUACUGGCAGCAAGGCGACCGGCGUAGAGCUCGAGAGCGGCUACUGUGGUACUGUCAAGCUCAACCCCGGCGGGCGUGUCAUCCUAUCUGCUGGUACUUUCGGGUCCUCUAAGCUUCUCUUCCGAAGCGGUAUUGGUCCAACUGACCAGCUUAACGUGGUCAAGAACAGUGUACAGGAUGGCCCUUCGUUCAUCAACUCUUCCCAGUGGAUCAAUCUUCCCGUUGGACAAAACUUGAACGAUCAUGUCAACACUGAUCUCGUCGUGCAACACUCUAAUGUCUCUUUCUACGACUUCUACCAAGCCUGGACCGACCCUAUCGCGGCUGACAAGAAGCUGUACCUGGAGAGCCGUGCUGGUAUCCUUGCUCAGUCCGCACCUAACAUCGGCCCUCUUGCCUGGGAGGUCAUCAAGGGUUCCGAUGGUAAGGAUCGCCAAUUCCAGUGGACUGCUCGUGUUGAGGGUCCCAAGGAAGGUGACAACUACUCCAUGACUAUCUCCAACUACCUCGGCCGUGGUUCGACCUCGCGUGGCGUUGCCUCCAUUAACGGCGCUCUUAGCAUGACUGUCAGCAAGCCUCCCUACCUCUCCCAACAGGCCGAUACCGACGCCGUCAUCGCCAGUUUGAAGAGUAUGCAGAAGGCCAUUUCCAAGCUACCAUCAAUCACUUGGGAGGUUCCUGCACCCGGUGUCUCGAUUGAAGAUUACGUCGCCAGCCUUCCCAAGACUCCUUCUGCUCGUCGUGCAAACCACUGGAUCGGUACCGCCAAGGUUGGCACCGACAGUGGCCUCAAGGGUGGAACUUCCGUCGUUGAUACAAACCUACAAGUAUACGGUACGGACAACAUCCAUGUUGUCGAUGCUUCUAUCUUCCCUGGACAUAUCACCACGAACCCGACUUCAUACAUUGUCACUGUCGGUGAACAUGCAGCCAAGAAAAUAUUGGCAUUGAAGUCCACUUAAGUGCACUUACUUCGUAUUGGUCAAGCGGUAGAGGGAAUAGUCGACGCCGUUGCACACUGGGUCUGCGCCGCAAGUGGAGGGCACUGAUGUUGUUGCUUGCAGAGUGAGCAGUGCGGUAGACUUGGAUGAGAAGGUUAGACCCAGUGUGUGAGCGGCUACGGAUGCAGGAAGCAAAGUGUAAAGAAGAGCAUAUGUAUGGAAGCAUGUGUGUUGUAGAAGCCCGUCGGCAUCCCUGUCUAUAGCUUUGAUCCUUCCACAAUUCCCCUGUACAUAUUUCAAUGCAUCUC
Messenger RNA from Paraphaeosphaeria sporulosa, 3025 nucleotides. RefSeq names its product cellobiose dehydrogenase-like protein. The transcript is spliced from 6 exons. Gene Ontology annotation, molecular function: flavin adenine dinucleotide binding; oxidoreductase activity, acting on CH-OH group of donors. Bases 396 to 2738 code for a protein of 780 amino acids. NCBI's taxonomy places the organism in Eukaryota, Fungi, Ascomycota, Dothideomycetes, Pleosporales, Didymosphaeriaceae. The record is from RefSeq and is a predicted model, not a curated record.